AUGUCGGACAUAUUUACGGCAAUAAGUUUUCUAUUGACGGUAUCGAAAAUCAUCGGUUUAGGAUCAUUUUACGUGGAUAAAAAAAAAAAAAAAUUACACACGUCCGUCGUUGGAUUAUUAUAUUCGUGUUUAAUGUUAUUUUGUUUUACCGGAAACGCGGGAUUUUUAACGUACACAAAACUUUUAUACAAAGAUAAAAGAAUCGAUUCUUACGUCGGUCUCGCAUCCGAUGUCAUUUUAUUAACUUGUGGAAUCGUCGUCACGUUUACUUGUAUACUUUUCUCUAUGAUUCAAAGGAAAAAAACAAUGAAAGUCAUAGAGGAAUUUUAUAAAAUUCAUUGGGAAAUGAAAAAAUUAAAACAAGAUGUUAAUUAUUUGAAAUUGAAAAAAAAAAUUCUAUGUCACGUGUUAUUAUUAUUAUUUAUAUUAUUAUUAAUAUUUUUCCUCAUGAUUUUCUACGUUGAAAAUUUAAAAAGUUUUUUAUAUUUUUCAUACAUGUACGCGUGGUUCGUACCUAACAUUUAUAAUUUUUUAACCGGUUAUCAAUUCGUUUCCGGUGCUGAAUUAUUAAAAAUACAUUUUAAAGCAUUGAAUAAAUCAUUGGAAAAAUUCGACGAUGACGACAAAGACAAAGAAGACGAUGAAUUCGCAAAUAAUAAUAAUAAUAAACGACCGGAAAUGAAUUUUUAUUUCGAUUCGUUUCCGAGUCCGUCGCUUGGAAAAAAUUUUACAAACGUUAAUUAUUUAGCUUGGGAAUUUCGUACUGCGAAUAAAUUUCAUUUAAUUAAAAAUAAAAAAUUAUGGAAACAUCAACGGAAAAUAUGGCCUGGAGAAAAAGAAUUUCAUGACGUCGUCAACGAUUUGAAUAAAAUAAAACGUAUAAGAAAAAUUCAUGGAAAUUUAUGCGGGAUAAAAGAACAUUUAAAUUCGUCUUUUUCCCUCCAGGUUUUAUCCAGCGUUGCACAAUCAUUUAUUUUUAUCACUGUUAAUUUAUAUUUAAUAUUUACGACUUUAAGUUCGGAAGAUUCUUCCGUUUCCCUUUUUAAAAUAUCAUAUCCGGUUUUGUGGUUCGUCAUUCACUCACUGGAAUUAAUUAUCAUCGUAUUGACUUGUACGAAUACGAGUAAAGCCGGGAAUUACACGGCCGUUUUGGUACAUAAACUUUUAGCAAAAGAAUGUAAAUUAGAAUUAAAAAAUCAAUUGAAAUUAUUUUCUAUACAACUUCUUCAUAGAAAAAUAUGUUUUACGGCUGCUGGAUUUUUUAAUCUCGAUAUGGCACUUCUCCAAGGGGUUAUCGGAGCUGCGACGACUUAUUUAGUCAUAUUAAUACAAUUUCACAACACUUACGAAGUGCGAAAAAAUUAA
Molecule: messenger RNA, 1365 nt
Organism: Pediculus humanus corporis (human body louse)
Lineage: Eukaryota; Metazoa; Arthropoda; Insecta; Psocodea; Pediculidae
Product: Gustatory receptor PhGr1
Exons: 4
Coding region: 1-1365 (454 amino acids)
Biological process (GO): sensory perception of taste
Cellular component (GO): membrane; neuronal cell body; dendrite
Source: RefSeq, a predicted model, not a curated record